AUGCCGUCUGCGGCCUUUCCAACACCCACUCCAGACGGGCUGGACGACUUACUCUACUUCUCCCGCACAGGAGACCUCGACGCUCUCAAAGAACUGGUCACGGACCUUUGUGCCACCCAUUCCUGUACCCCCUCCAUUAUCCUGGCCUCCGCCAUCGAUGUCGACCAAGAUGGCCUUGGAUCUCAGUCCUCCCUUCUCCACUACCCGGCCGCGAAUGGAAAUCUCGAUGUUAUACAUUACUUGAUCACACUCCUGAAACCCCCCAAAAUACUCGAAUGCAGCGUAGGGGCACCGACGGCAGACAAAUCCGCACUGCAGCUCGUCAAUCACAAAAAUGUCAGCGGUAAUACUCCACUACACUGGGCCGGGAUGAAUGGUCAUCUGGAGGUGGUCAAGGCAUUGAUUCGUGCCGGUGCGGAUCCGGGCAUUGUGAACGCCGCAGGGAGAGACGCCGUGGUGGAGAGCGAGCUUAGUGCUCAAGAAGGUGCCGCCAAAUGUGCAGAGUGGAUGUUGAAGAAUUGUGAAGGGUUAGAGAAAGGUGUUGGAGGGGGAAGAGAAGAGGAGGAACCGACUACUGAAGACAUGGCCGUUGAUGGAGAAAGUGGACAACCCACGCCCGGCGCGAGUAAACAAGAGACAUGA
Messenger RNA from Rhinocladiella mackenziei CBS 650.93, 642 nucleotides. RefSeq lists its product as uncharacterized. The transcript has a single exon. Bases 1 to 642 code for a protein of 213 amino acids. The record is from RefSeq and is a predicted model, not a curated record. Gene Ontology annotation, molecular function: protein binding. Lineage: Eukaryota; Fungi; Ascomycota; Eurotiomycetes; Chaetothyriales; Herpotrichiellaceae.